This is a messenger RNA of Acytostelium subglobosum LB1, 3222 nucleotides long. RefSeq lists its product as hypothetical. The transcript has 3 exons. Gene Ontology annotation, molecular function: RNA binding; GTP binding; GTPase activity. NCBI's taxonomy places the organism in Eukaryota, Evosea, Eumycetozoa, Acytosteliales, Acytosteliaceae. Gene Ontology annotation, cellular component: nucleolus. The record is from RefSeq and is a predicted model, not a curated record. Gene Ontology annotation, biological process: ribosomal large subunit biogenesis. The coding region runs from base 1 to 3222 and encodes 1073 amino acids.
AUGGAGAUAAAGACAGUUGACUUGAUUAUACAGGCAAAGUGGAUUAUACCUGUUGUCCCACAAUAUACAGUGUAUAAGGAUCACAGUUUGGUAGUUCAUAAUGGAUUGAUAUUGGAUAUUGUUAGGACUAGCGAUGUUCCUCUCAAGUACUACGCCACAGAGAACAAGGUAUUGGACACAGCCGAUGCCACUGACUGCCACAUCCUCAUCCCCGGCCUGUUCAACAUGCAUGCUCACUCGGCCAUGGCACUGUUCCGUGCGUAUGCCGACGACGUCAGCCUGCAUGACUGGCUGACCAAGUUCAUCUGGCCCGCCGAGGCACAGUACGUCAACAGAGACUCGGUGAAGCUGGGCACCGAGCUGGCCUGUCUCGAGAUGCUCAAGACUGGCACAACAUACUUCAACGAGAUGUACUAUCAUCCAGAGUCUGCGCUCGAGGUCGUCGACAAGUGUGGCAUGCGCGCCACAGUCGCCGUCCCCAUCAUCAAGUUCCCAACAUCGUACGCGGCCACUGAAGCCGAGUACAUUGACAAGGGAGAAGUGUUGAUCGAGCAGUACAAGGGCCACGACAGGAUCAAGAUGUCGCUGGGCCCACACGCCGUCUACACCAUCACAGACGAAGCAUACCUCCGCGUCAAGAAGCUGUCUGAGCAGCACGGACUGGUCAUUCAUACACAUCUGCACGAGACACAUCGCGAGGUUGAGGACGAGGUUGUCGCCAGCGGCAUGCGUCCAAUCGACCGCCUCGAGCAACUGGGCGUGCUCUCAGACAAGCUGGUCGCCGUGCACAUGACACAUCUGACCCCACAAGAGAUCGAUCUGAUUGAGAAGCGCAAGGUGAACGUAGUGCACUGCCCCGAGUCCAAUCUAAAGCUUGGCGUAGCUGGCAUCUGUCCAGUGCACGCACUGGUAAACAAAGGAGUCAAUGUAUCGAUUGGCACUGACAGCGCAGCGAGCAACGACGAUCUGGACAUGCUGGGCGAGCUUCGAUGCGCAGCCUACGUCGACAAACUAUGCUUCAACAUCGCACUUCAAUCAAAUGGCGAGUCAACGGACAAGUCUGUCACAAAGGCCGCUCACAUACUGUCAAUGGCCACAAUCAAUGGAGCAAAGGCAUUGGGUGUCGACAAACAUUUGGGCAGUCUGGAACUUGGCAAGAAGGCGGAUAUCGUUGCGGUCAAGGCAACAAGCCAUCCAAUCUACGACCCAAUCUCACACCUUGUCUAUGUUGGCACCAACAAAAUUCAGGUCGUCCCAACGUCAAAGGACUUUGUCGACAUUGUCCUCUCAAAGACACAGAGAAAGACACCAACCGAGAUACAUAAGCAAUAUGCUAUUGGAAGAAUCCGUACCUUCUACAUGAGAAAAGUCAAGUACACUCAACAAUCCUACCACGACAAGCUCUCCCAGAUCAUUCAAGACUUCCCCCUCCUCGACGAUAUACAUCCAUUCUAUUCAGACUUGGUAAACGUACUUUAUGAUAAGGACCAUUACAAGCUGGCACUGGGACAGUUGAAUACGGCCAGAAACUUGAUUGACAACAUUGCAAAGGAUUACUUGAGAUUGCUCAAGUAUGGUGACUCGUUGUACCGUUGCAAGCAGCUGAAGCGUGCGGCACUCGGCCGUAUGUGCACUCUGAUGUUGAGACAGAACAGCAGUCUGCAGUACCUGGAGCAGGUGCGCCAGCAUCUUGCCCGUCUGCCCUCGAUCGACCCCAACACCCGCACCAUCCUGCUGUGCGGCUACCCCAACGUCGGCAAGUCAUCGUUCAUGAACAAGCUGACCCGCGCCAACGUCGACGUACAGCCCUACGCCUUCACGACCAAGUCGCUAUUUGUCGGUCACACCGACUACAAGUACGCUGUGUGGCAGGUGAUCGACACACCGGGUAUCCUGGACCACCCCCUCGAGGAGCGUAACACUAUUGAGAUGCAGUCCAUCACGGCCCUGGCGCACUUGCACUCGUGCGUGCUGUACAUCAUUGAUAUCUCUGAGCGAUGUGGCUACACCAUCAAGCAGCAGGUCGACCUGUUCUACUCGAUCAAGGCACUGUUCCUGAACAAGCCCCUGAUCGUCGUCGUCAACAAGAUCGACGUCAAGAAGCCUGAGGACGUCGCCCAGGAGGAUUGGGAGCUCAUCCAGAGUCUGGCUGAUCCCGCCACCGGAGGUAUCGGAGGCACCAAGAUUCUGCCCAUGUCCACACUCACAGAGGAGGGAGUUGCCAACGUCAAGGACGUCGCCUGCACCACCCUGCUCGAGGAGCGUGUCGAGAAGAAGCUCAAGUCAUCCAAGAUCCAGAAGGACAUCCAUCGUCUGCAUCUCGCCAUGCCCAAGCCACGUGACAACAAGGUGCGUCCAGCCAUCAUCCCACCAAGCGUGCUGGCCUUCCGUGAGGCCAUGCAGGACGCCGUCGAGGACGAGAAGAAGAUCAAGCUGACCUCAGCCCAGAUGGAGGUGCUGCAGGAGGAGGAGGACGACCUCAAGUUCCAGCAGGGUAUCCUGCCAAUGUUCGACAUCAACGAGUGGAAGCGCAAGUACCAGCUCAAGGACGACUCGUGGAAGUUCGACAUCAUUCCCGAGAUCAUGGACGGCCAAAACAUUGCCGACUUUAUCGACCCAGAGAUCCUCGAGAAGCUCGAGGAGCUGGAGCGUGAGGAGGAGGCCCUGUUGGAGGAGCUCAAGAACCAGAUGAACGACGAGGAGGAGUCUGAUAUUGACGAGGAGGACCAGGAGCUCUACGACGAGAUCCAGGAGAAGAAGUUCGCACUCCGCAUGGACCACGUGAUCAACGACUCGUCCAAGCCCAAGCUGCCAAAGAACGUGCUGGGACUCAACACCAAGGACAUGUCGAGGAACCUGCGCUCGAUGGGUGUGGACCGCGAGGAGGUCGACGACAUCAUCUCAGACGUGCGCUCAAAGUCGCGCUCCAAGUCGCGUGGCAGAAAGAGAGACCGCUCAGAGGAGCGCGAGGAGUCUGUCGAGCGCGGUGUAUCGCUCAACCGCUCGCAGUCCCGUUCGCGAUCCAGAACACCCGCGCCACUGCCCGGAGAAGGUUUCCGUGAUCUGGCUCACAAGCUCAUGGCUGAGAAGCUGAACGUCGAGGCCAGAAAGAAGAGAAACAGACUCGGUCUGAAAGGUGAGGCUGAUCACCACGUCUUUGAUGAGAUGCCCAAGCAUCUGUUUGCCGGCAAGAGAAAGGCCGGUAAGACAACAAGAAGAUAA